AUGCCACCUCAGUUCUUUUUCAGGACGGGCGGCUACAGAAUAAAGUUGUCGUCAUUGGUCUCGCUCCCUGCCGCUGUUUCAGGCGAUGCCCUUACAAUGAACAAGUACACGGCCGAGGAACUAAAUCGUCUAGUUACGCAGGAAGAUGAACCCUCUAAUUCGCAAUCGCUAGGACACAUGCUCUCUCAUAUCUUUCAGCCUUUCAGCAUACCUCUACCGGAUCUAUCUACGCUCCAGAUCCCACUCAAAAACAUCCUUUAUCACAACGAACGUACCAAAGCAAAAUUCAGCAAAAAUUCACCAGAUGACCUGGUGCCAUUGUACGAUACUGAUGCGCAGCUAUGGAACUGGGACCUUCCAACUCUUGCUCCCACAAACGAAUCUGAAUCAACAACUCACUCUCAACCACCUGAAAGCUUAGAUUCGGAGGGCAAUGCAGGGACCGGCGAAACCGCAAAAGCAACUCACGAAGAAAUUUUCUCAUCAUUCUUCAACGCUUUGGCUAUCUGCUUAGCGAAGGCAGAGCCCAAACUACUAGCCAACCCCACUGCGACGCGCACGUGGACUGCGGCCCACGCACAUAAAGCAUUACCUGGUAGUGAGGUGAAGCGGAAACCCGAUCUCCUCUUGUCAGACGAGAUCACAGCAAAUUGGGGGAAUAUCAGGGUAUCGGCUGAGCUGACGCACAGUUCAUAUCAACCUGCGUUGCGACUCGUGAAAGCUGCUGAUAGUCAUGCAUAUCUCAUGCUGAGCGAGCAGCCUUGGAGGCGCUUUGCGCUUGUACUAUCACUCACCAACGAGUACCGGGAGCUCAGAGUCCUUUUCUACGAUCAUGCCGGUGGUGUCGUGUCCCCUGCCUUCAAUAUCUACCAAAAACCAAGCAUUGUUGCUCACAUUAUUGCUGCCCUUCGUUUCGGCAGCCUCGAGUGCAUAGGCUAUGACUUGACAGUCUCCUUCACAAGACACAUUUCUCCUCCCCAACGCCAUGCCAAUAACUAUCGUCCGAUCAAGAACCUCCCUGCCAAACGGCAACCUGCAGAUCACGUCAUGGCUGCAGCCACGUCUGAGCUCCCUUAUCCACCACCCGGUGAUGUUGAGGGUGCACCAAGCGCUGUCAUCGAGAUGAUAUAUCCCGACUCAGAGCCCGAGUCCGAGCCAGAGCCAGAGCCAGAGCUAGAGCCAGAGCCAGAGCCAGAGUCCGAGUCCGAGUCCGAGUCAGAGCCGCAUGCUGACGAUGGUAUGCACGUUUCUAUGAAGAAUCUGGAGGAUCCCCACCUGGUACAAGCCACUGCCAUCUCCAGCACCCCCCUUCUCAACCUCGCAUCCCAAGCGCCUGAGGAGCCUGACAGUAUCUAUUCUGCUACACCCCAUCCUUCACAAUUCCCGUAUUCAGCUCAGUCACCUGAACCGUGUGGCAAAAUUCGUGUCAGGGACACGAUCUACACAAUCACAAGGAUCCUGUUUGCGAGUCGCGGCCUUGUUAGUCGCGGAACUGUCUGCUACUUGGUCUCUUUGGAUGAUAAGGAAUUCAUCAUCAAAGACCAUUGGGUUCAGGGUAAGGAGGAUCAGGUGAUCUUGAAUGAGAUCGAAAUGUUGAAGCGCAUGUCUGGCGUCCCUGGCGUUCCCGAGUUGGUGGAUUGGUGGGUGGUUGAAAGGUCGAAUGGAGAACCCGAUGUGACCAGCAAAUAUCGAAAACAACCGCAGCGCCUAAGUAUUGCAGGGACCAGUCGCUCACACGUUCGACUUGUCUUGACGCCCUGCGCUCGCCCCCUGCAUAUGUUCCGAACUCUUAAAGAGUUUGUGAAAGCGCUGAGGGACAUUGUCAUCAUUCAACGCACGGCGGUGGAGGAACGCAAGGUUCUACACCGCGACUGCAGCUUAAAUAACGCAAUGAUUGUAGAUCUGUUAGGAGGUGGUAGUAAAGGGUUUCUAAUCGACUGGGAGUUCGCAGUGCGCAUCAACCCAGAUCUGAAGUAUGCCAUCGGUGGUACGGGAACAAUCCCGUUCAUGUCUCGCGGGCUUCUUGCCCAACUCUCAGAUGCACAACAGGCAGCGCUGGGCGGAAAGAAACCGAAAUAUAUCCCGAAAACGUCUUCAAACGCUUUGGCGUUGCCUGUAUCGCAUGUCAUUCAAUGCUUUUCAGACGACCUCGAAUCACUUUUCUUCGUCUUCAUCUGGAUUUGCAUCAAAUUCUGUGGCCCCCAUGGCCAGGUACGCCAGGAUAUGAUAGGAAACUCAAUACCUGAUCGCUGGAACAACAUGGACCUCGAAUCCUGCGCGGCCUUCAAGGGCAAUUUUUUCGCAACUAAGAAGGAGGAACGCCGUCUUGUAGACGAGAUCCAUCCUUACUUCAAAGACUUAAUCCCUCUCGCCAAGGAGUGGCGUAUGGCUUUGAAGGACAACAUGGAGAACCCUGUUUCCUUCAACACCAUCCUUACAUUAUUGAACACUCAUCUUGACCGCCUUCCGGAUGACGAGGAGCUCAUUUCCACUGUCGAGACGCUCAGAAAAUCUGCUGCUAUUCUCGCAGACCGUGUCGAGAAGCGUGCCGCUUCGCAAUCGUUCCCCAUGGAAUUACCCAAGCGUCGGAAGGCUGAUGGUAUUUCGGAGACUGACAACGAGUCAGACGGUUAG
This is a messenger RNA of Suillus fuscotomentosus, 2634 nucleotides long. RefSeq lists its product as uncharacterized. The coding region runs from base 1 to 2634 and encodes 877 amino acids. The transcript is spliced from 3 exons. NCBI's taxonomy places the organism in Eukaryota, Fungi, Basidiomycota, Agaricomycetes, Boletales, Suillaceae. The record is from RefSeq and is a predicted model, not a curated record.